This is a messenger RNA of Ceratitis capitata (Mediterranean fruit fly), 2360 nucleotides long. It is a transcript of the gene CRMP, whose product is annotated as dihydropyrimidinase. Gene Ontology annotation, biological process: pyrimidine nucleobase catabolic process. The record is from RefSeq and is a predicted model, not a curated record. Gene Ontology annotation, molecular function: dihydropyrimidinase activity. Gene Ontology annotation, cellular component: cytosol; cytoplasm. NCBI's taxonomy places the organism in Eukaryota, Metazoa, Arthropoda, Insecta, Diptera, Tephritidae. Bases 262 to 2052 code for a protein of 596 amino acids. The transcript has 10 exons.
AAUCAACACAUCAGUUGAGUGGAAAACGUGAGCGUGUUCGGAACGUAUUAUUAACUUAACUAGUGUCUCUAGCAAAAAAAAAAAAUCUUUUAAGAGUUCUAAAUUUAUAAAAUAUAUUAUUUUGUAAUAUUUCCGUCGGAAAAAUUGUUUGGCUGCCAUACUAAGCGAGAAACGUGAAAUUUAAAGGAAAAUACUGUGAGAUAAUUGAAAGCCGUUUAUAGGAAAACUUGUACAUCGCAAAAGAGAUAAAUUUCCAACGAGAUGGCGACAAGUCCAAAACCCGUCAAAAAGGUGCCCAUCCACCUGCAGAGUUCGCAGAACCGCGUCUACAUCAAGAACGGACAUAUUGUUAAUCAUGAUAAGUCAUUUAAGGCUGACAUUUACAUUGAAGAUGGCAUAAUUAAAUUUGUAGGGCCUGCAACUGACAUUAAUGUGCCUGGUGGCGUGCGUAUUGUGGAUGCUGCCAACAAAUUGGUGAUACCCGGUGGCAUUGAUCCACACACUCAUAUGCAGUUGAAAUUCGGUGGUUGCGUUGCUGUAGACGAUUUCUAUCAUGGCACCAAAGCGGCUGUCGCUGGCGGCACCACAACAAUUAUCGAUUUCGUGCUGCCCGAGAAGGGCGAGUCUCUCGUUGAAGCGUACGAUAAGUGGCGCGCUUGGGCUGAUCCCAAAGUUUGCUGUGAUUAUGCUUUCCAUGUGGGCAUCACUUGGUGGUCGAAAUCUGUAUCGGAAGAAAUGAAGAUAAUGUGCGAAGAGUUGGGUGUAAAUUCGUUUAAAAUGUUCAUGGCCUACAAGGGUCUAUAUCAAUUGAAUGAUUCGGAGCUGCUGGAGGCUUUCGAGCGCAUACGUUCGUUAAAUGCUGUAGCGCAGGUGCAUGCCGAGAAUGGUGAUAUUAUUGCUAAAAAUGUGCAGAAACUAUUGUCUGCUGGCGUAACUGGACCGGAGGGUCAUGAACUUUCGCGUCAGGAGGAGGUCGAGGCUGAGGCAGUGAAUCGCGCCUGCAUACUAGCACAUCAGGUCGAUUGUCCUUUGUACGUAGUGCAUGUAAUGAGUAAAUCGGCGGGUAUCGAGUUGGCACGCGCACGAAGACGUUACAAGAAUCGUGGCAUCUAUGGCGAAACUUUGGCGGCGGCUCUGGGUAGCGAUGGCACAAAUUAUUAUCACCAAUGUUUUCAACAUGCAGCGGCACAUGUGCUUAGUCCACCGUUGCGACCCGAUCCGACCACACCCGCCUUUAUGAUGAACCUGUUGGCGAACGACGAUCUGCAGACAACCGGCAGUGACAAUUGCACCUUCAACAAGGAACACAAGGAGCUGGGCAAAUCAGAUUUCACCAAGAUACCGAACGGUGUGAAUGGCGUUGAAGAUCGCAUGUCCAUCGUAUGGGAGAAGGGUGUGCAUGCCGGCUUGCUCGAUCCAUGCCGCUUUGUCGCCGUCACCAGUACCAAUGCCGCCAAAAUAUUUAAUUUGUUUCCGCAAAAGGGACGCAUUGCGGUCGGUUCCGAUGCUGAUAUUGUCAUUUGGAAUCCGAAUGCAACACGCACCAUCUCCAAAGAGACGCAUCAUCAUGCUUGCGAUUUUAACAUAUUCGAGGGUAUGGUAUGCCAUGGUGUGCCCGAAAUGGUAUUGGUACGUGGACGUAUUUGUGUUGAAGAUGGCACUGUACGCGUAGCUGAGGGUUAUGGACGUUUCGUUAAUACACCAACACGUCCACCAUAUCUCUAUGAUGUAUUGGAGGGUAAGGUGCAAGCCAAUGAAGAGCAUAAUGGUGAGGAGCAUGAUGAACACUUGAAUGGUGGCUUAAAGAAAUUGGACUUGGGCGCUUUGGAGAUCGAAAUACCAUACCAAGAGCCGAUUUCACGUACUUUAUUGUCCAUGCCGGGUGGCGGCGGUUCGGUAGCUAGUACACCAUCGGGUCGUGGACGUGUCGAGGGUACACGUAAUAUGCAAGAAUCAACGUUUUCCGUUAGCGAGGAGCUGGACAAAUCGGGCAAUCGUUCGUGUAUUCGUGUCAGAAAUCCACCAGGUGGUAAAUCCUCUGGUUUCUGGUAAAUCGACGCAACCGCACACACACACACACAUUCAUUCAUUCAUUCGCUCAGUCAUUACACAACAACAACAACAACAACAACAACAAAUCGCACAACACGAUCUUUACAUGCAACAGUACGUGCAUGAAGAUCUAUAUGAAAUGUCUGUAAGAUGUAAAAUGUAGUUGCACGGGCACUUAUGUAUGUAUGUAAGUGAGUACACUGGUCAACUGUCGAAAAAUCCAAAAUUAAAAAGAAGGAAAAGAAAAAACAAACGAAAAUCAAACGGAUGGAAGAACAAGCUACUAAACCAAAACUUUGUACUGCGAG